CGCCCGCGCCAUCCGCUCCAAGCUGACGGCGGCCCUGCAGCCCACCCACCUGCACCUGGAGGACCACUCCUCCCGGCACGGCGGCCCCCCCGGCGCCGAGACCCACUUCGGGGUGCUGGUGGUCAGCGGGCGCUUCGAGGGGCUCAGCCCCAUUGAGCGGCACCGCCUGGUGCACGCCGCCCUGCGCCCGGAGCUGCAGGGCCCCCUGCACGCGCUCAGCAUCGUCGCCCGCACCCCCCAGCAGUGGGAGCGGGACCCCCGCCUCCCCCAGCCGCCCCCGUGCAUGGGGGGGUCCAAGCGGGAGAAGAGCGGGGCUGAAGGGGACGCGGCGGCGCGAUAGGUGCUGCCGUGUCACGAUAGAUGCUGCGGUAUCGCGAUAGGUGCUGCCAUGUCGCGAUAGGUGCUGCCAUGUCGCGAUAGAUGCUGUAAUGUCGCGAUAGGUGCAGUGUCAUUGCGUCGGCUGCUGUGUCAUCGCAGUAGAUGCUGUGUCAUUGUGAUAAAUGCGGUGUCGUCGCGACGGAUGCUGCAUCAUUGUGAUUAGUGCUGCGUCACUGUAAGCGCUGCGUGGUUGCGGCAUGCGUCGUCGCGAUAGAUGCUGCGUCGUCGCGAUAGGUGCUGUUGUCAUUGCAAUAGAUUGUCUCAUCGCGGCGGAUACUGCGUCAUCAACAUGGGUGCUGUGUCAUGGCAAUAAACGCUGUGUCAUGGCAAUAAAUGCUGUGUCAUCGUGA
Messenger RNA from Numida meleagris (helmeted guineafowl), 728 nucleotides. It is a transcript of the gene BOLA1, whose product is annotated as bolA family member 1. NCBI's taxonomy places the organism in Eukaryota, Metazoa, Chordata, Aves, Galliformes, Numididae. The record is from RefSeq and is a predicted model, not a curated record. Gene Ontology annotation, cellular component: mitochondrion.